CUGCUCCUGCUGCUGGUCCCCGCCGGCCGCCGCGCCGCAGGUGCGCCCGUGGUCGCCGAGCUGCGCUGCCAGUGCUUGCAGACCUUGCAGGGAAUUCACCUCAAGAACAUCCAGAGCGUCAAGGUGACGCCCUCGGGACCCCACUGCGCCCAAACCGAAGUCAUAGCCACUCUCAAGAAUGGGCAGGAGGUUUGUCUCAACCCCGAAGCCCCCAUGGUAAAGAAAAUCAUCAACAAGAUGCUAAACAAGGGCAGCACCAACUGAGCUAGAGAGAAGGCAGAAGCCUGUGACUUACGGUUGCAGCCUUAGUGAAGUGGGAGCAGAAGAAGAGAAACAAAAACCUCCUGAAACCCCCUGGACUGUGUUUAAUGUAUUUGACUCUUGCCUAGGAGUAUUCUAUUUUUUUUAAACUUAUUUAUUAUUUAUUUAUUUAUUUAUUUUCUCAAAGCUAGCACAUUAAUGUCCUAGCUAAUAUUUAAAGAUAUGAAUUUGGUAAUUUGCUGUACUAUAUUAUCUUAAAAGGUCAUUUUUAUGUUCCAUCAAAGUUGGUUCAGUUCUAUUAUUUAAUUUGUAGAUGACGAGUCUUAAAUAUUCUUCAUUCAUUAAAUUAUUAUUUCUUGGGGGGAUGGUGGGGGAAACCAUGCCAUAUCAUUCACCAUGAUGAAGGCUGGCGAUAAAUAGUGUGGGAUCCAAGCAAAUACAUCCCUGUUAAGGUCGUGGGAUGUAUGUGCACCUCUGUUUUUGUACUGUUGAGAAGAAUGCUGGUUAUUAUUUAUUGAGAGUUUCACAGUAUGUGGUCAACAUUUCUGAUGUUGAAGCUUUAGAAAAACUCCAGUGUUUUAAAUAUCCCUUGGACAUUUUAUGUCUUCCUUGUAAGGCAUAAUGCCUUGUUUAGUGUUAAUUAUGUGGUGUUUCUCUAUGUCUUGGAAUAGAGAAGUUUAAAUAUUUACCGAUGUAUUUUUACAAAUAGCAUGAAAAUAAAGCUAUUUACAAAAGUUC
Molecule: messenger RNA, 999 nt
Organism: Leptonychotes weddellii (Weddell seal)
Lineage: Eukaryota; Metazoa; Chordata; Mammalia; Carnivora; Phocidae
Source: RefSeq, a predicted model, not a curated record